AUGGCGAUGGAGAAGUCGAGCUCAAAGUACAGAACACAGUUCUGGUACGUGGCAAUGGCCUCUUUCCUUCUCUGGCUUUUCUUGCUUUACCUUUUCAAUUCUUCCGCAACAACCGUUCAUAACCACGAGAGAUUGUUCCGACAAGAAAACGUCAUCGAUCUCGGUGUCGUGCCACAACACCACGAAUCAUCAGAUCAACUUCCUGUUGCUGUCUCUCGUGUCGAUAACAGCUCUCUUCCUGUCUCCGUCGUUGAUUCGUCUCGGGAGGAUCAGAUGUCAGAAGACGCCAAGGUUGUGACCGAUCUCGUUGAGGAAUUGGAGAAAGAAAAGGUUGAGAAUGAGAAGAAGCGAGGUGAUUCGGUUUUGAGUGGUCGGUCUUCGAGGGCGAGGAAAGGACAUCAACGUGAAUCAUUGCGAAAGGCGAGAUCUUCGGGUAUAUUGGAGGCAGAUAAGAAAAGGGUUGGUCAUAAUGAUAAUGAUAAUGAGAGCAAUGUGGAUAAUAGUAGUGAUGAGAAUCAUCAAUCAUCCAACAAAGAACCAAACUUUUUCGAGUCUAAGAACGAUGUGAAAUCACAUAAAGAGCAAGUUGAUGAUAAUGACGACGAUUCCGAGAGCAAUAGAGGUAAUGAAUUGUCGAAUGAUCGGUCCAAUAAUGAUCUGGAAGUUGAUAACACCUCUGAAAUAGUAUCCGAGUCAAAAACUCAGAGAUAUAAUAAUACUUCUGAGGCCAAAAACAGAUUAAAUUCCAAGAGAAAUCAACCUAGGAGAGUUCGGAAAGUCAUGGUACGGCCAAGAGCAACGCGACGCAACGAUCCUUGUGCAGGAAAAUACGUUUAUAUGCACGAUGUUCCAACUUUGUUUAACGAAGAGCUUCUUAAGAAUUGCUGGACAUUGAGUAGAUGGACCGAUAUGUGCGAGUUAACAUCAAAUUUCGGUUUAGGCCCUCGUCUACCAAACAUGGAGGGAGUUUCUGGUUGGUUUGCCACAAACCAAUUCACAUUGGAAGUGAUAUUUCACAACAGGAUGAAGCAGUACAAGUGUUUGACCAAAGACUCGUCUCUGGCUUCCGCGUUGUAUGUUCCUUACUAUCCGGGUUUAGACUUGAUGCGGUUUCUGUGGGGACCGUUCCCUUUCAUGAGGGAUGCAGCUGCGCUUGAUCUGAUGAAGUGGCUGAGGGAGAGACCGGAGUGGAAGAGAAUGGAUGGUCGAGAUCAUUUCAUGGUUGCUGGUCGUACCACUUGGGACUUUAUGCGUACACCUGAGAAUGAAUCCGAUUGGGGCAACAGGUUAAUGAUCUUACCGGAAAUAAGAAACAUGACAAUGUUACUAAUCGAAUCAAGCCCAUGGAACUACCACGGAUUCGCGGUUCCUUACCCGACCUAUUUCCACCCUUCAAGCAACGCAGAGAUCCUCCAAUGGCAGAACCGAAUGAGAAGAAUCAAACGCCGUUACCUAUUCUCUUUUGUCGGUGCACCGCGCCCGAACCUUGGUGAUAGCAUAAGAAGUGAGAUCAUGGACCAAUGCAAAGCUUCCAGAAGAAAAUGCAAACUUCUAGAAUGUGUUUCAGGUUCUCAAAAAUGCUACAAACCUGACCAGAUCAUGAAGUUCUUCUUGAGCUCAACAUUCUGCCUACAACCGCCGGGUGACUCCUACACGCGACGCUCCACUUUCGACUCGAUCUUAGCCGGUUGCAUACCGGUUUUCUUCCAUCCGGGCUCGGCUUACGCGCAAUACAUUUGGCAUUUACCGAAAGAUAUCGCGAAAUACUCUGUUUUUAUACCGGGGAAGAACGUGAAGGAAGGUAAAGCGAGUAUAGAGAAGGUUUUGAGUAGGAUCCCGAGGGCGAAAGUUGUGGCGAUGAGAGAAGAAGUGAUAAAACUGAUACCGAGGUUGAUGUAUUUUAACCCGUCGGGUAAACGAGGAGACGCGGGAAGGUUUGAAGAUGCGUUUGACGUUGCGGUGGAAGGAGUGUUGCAGAGAGUUGAGGGAUUAAGGAAGAGGAUUGAGGAAGGGGAGGAGGAGAUUUUUGAUUUUCCGGAGCAGUUUUCUUGGAAAUAUAAUGUGUUUGGGAAUGUUGAGAGGCAUGAGUGGGAUUCUUACUUCGAUAGGCUCUGA
Molecule: messenger RNA, 2115 nt
Organism: Arabis nemorensis
Lineage: Eukaryota; Viridiplantae; Streptophyta; Magnoliopsida; Brassicales; Brassicaceae
Source: the annotation of a GenBank genome assembly